AUUGGGCGACGAAAUUGUAGGGCGACAGCGAAAUGGACAAAUUUUCCCAACUUUUGAAGCCAAAAGAGGUUUGGAUGGCGGACCUAACGAUGAGGUGGUGCUUUAGAAUUUAGAAAAUCAAAAACUACUCCCAUCACGGAUUGGAAAAUCCAAGCUACCAGCUACAAAAGUUGUUGAUUUCUAGAAGAAUAUUUCUCGACUGCUAAGACGACUUGGACCAUAUAAAGUUCUGUUCUCGUGCUAAAGAAAUUUCAGCAAAGUGGUAUUAGAGAUGAAGGCGGCCGGCCAGAGUUGGAACAAAAAAGUGAUCGUUUGGUGACAAAAUUCAAAUCAGAUCAUCUGAUCCUGAGGUAAUCUAUAUAAACGUUCAAGUUCCCCCACAUCUAGACCUUAGGAGACACCAGGAACUGAGGGAGAGGAAUAGAGAAGGAAGGGAGGAUGAUGAGAGUUCUUUUGUGCUUGUUGCUCUGCUUCUUAGCCAUUACAGCAAGAAAUGAUGCAACGAGGCAAGGAGAUGCCCUUAACAAGCUCUACUUCGACGCGUUCAAGUUGAAGAGAGCAGCAGCUGCAGGUGCUGCUUCUUAUGCCACCACCACUCUUUUCUCCAAUCUAUCUUCGAAAAUUUAUCCCCAGCAAGGGUUGAAGGAGAAUGACAAGAUCAGCAAGUUGCCUGGCCAGCCUGAAGGUGUGGAUUUUGAUCAGUAUGGAGGCUAUGUCACCGUCGAUGCGGAAUCCGGAAGGGCUCUCUUCUACUACUUCGCCGAGGCUGCUGCUUCUGCUGAUCCUUCUUCCAAACCACUGGUUCUCUGGCUCAAUGGAGGGCCAGGCUGCUCGUCUCUCGGAUACGGAGCGAUGGAGGAGCUAGGCCCCUUCCGCGUCAUGAGCGACGGCAAGACGCUGUUCAGAAAUCCAUAUGCAUGGAAUAGAGUGGCUAAUGUGCUGUUCUUGGAGAGCCCAGCGGGCGUUGGCUUCUCCUACUCCAACACCACCUCAGACUACGACAAGAGUGGGGAUAGCAGGACGGCCGCGGAUGCUUAUGUAUUCCUGGAGAACUGGAUGGAGAGAUUCCCAGAGUACAAAGGCAGAGAUUUCUUUAUAGCUGGGGAGAGCUAUGGUGGCCACUAUGUGCCCCAGCUUGCUCACACCAUUCUCCAACACAACAAUACCAGCAUCAACCUCAGAGGCAUCAUGAUUGGCAAUGGAGUGAUCAACGCCGAAACAGACAGCAAGGGGAUGUUCGACUAUUUCUGGACACAUGCACUGAUCUCGGAUGAGACCAUUGAUGCAAUCCACAAGUACUGCAAUUUCUCGCCGGACGCUGUUAACCAGCCUAAGCAGUGUGAUCAGGCGUUGGAGGUUACCAACAAUGUCUUCGAAACGCUGGACAUCUACAAUAUCUAUGCUCCUCUCUGCUUCUCAUCCGGCGUCACGCCUUCUCCUAAGAGAUACUCGAUUAAGAAUUUCGACCCAUGCACUGAUGACUACGUAAGUGCUUAUCUCAACAUUGCUGAGGUGCAGGAGGCUUUUCAUGCCAAUGUCACCAAACUCAACUACACCUGGUCUGCUUGCAGGCAUUUUAUGCAAUGGACAGAUAGCCCUUACACGGUCUUACCACUUAUCAAGGAAUGCAUGGCUAAUGAUAUACGAGUUUGGGUGUAUAGCGGAGAUGUUGAUGGACGGGUUCCUGUCACUUCAUCGAGAUAUUCUCUCAAUCAACUAAAUCUUCUAGUAAAAACUGAGUGGCAACCAUGGUUUAUCAAUAAGGAGGUUGGUGGAUAUAGUGUUAUUUAUGAUGAUAACUUAACAUUUGCUACUGUUAGAGGAGCUGGGCAUGAGGUUCCGAGCUACCAAGCACUUCGAGCACUUGUACUUGUCAAAUUUUUUCUUGAAGGAAAGCCGCUUCCUUCCUGAAACUACUUUAAUUUAAAUUUGUUCGUUUCUUAGAUAUAUAGGUCAAAAGGUAGUUACUCGUUAUCUAUUUCAACCACAUGUUUACUCAUUAAGCCAUUUAUUUACUAUCAUUGGAAAGCAUACACUUAUAGUUCAUAGUUGGAAUAUAUCAUUCUCUCUCUCUUGUAUCAAGGUUCUAUUAUAAAGCACAAAGGAACUGUGGAACCAUGCAUUAAGCCAUUCAUUUAAGAGGGUGGUUAAGCUCAA
Messenger RNA from Phoenix dactylifera (date palm), 2157 nucleotides. The record is from RefSeq and is a predicted model, not a curated record. NCBI's taxonomy places the organism in Eukaryota, Viridiplantae, Streptophyta, Magnoliopsida, Arecales, Arecaceae.